AAAUUUACAAUCAUUGAAAUUAUGUCGGGUAUAUUGUUUUCCUUUAAGUAAUUAUUUUACUAAGUGUUAGUUGACACGAUAAUUUAAAAUGGCACCAAAGAAAGGCAAAGGAAAGAAAGGUCCCCCUGAGUCAGGAUGGAUGCCUGGCUUUGGGACCAAAGGCACAAUGACCACAUACUUCCAGUACCCGACCCCUGAGCUGCAGGAGGAGCUCCGCAAGAUUGCCCAGGCUAUUGUAGCCCCCGGCAAAGGUAUCCUCGCUGCUGAUGAGUCCACUGGUACCAUGGGCAAGCGUCUGCAGGACAUCGGCGUGGAGAACACCGAGGAGAACCGCCGCAAGUACCGCCAGCUGCUAUUCAGCACUGACCCCGCCAUCUCCGAGAACAUCUCCGGCGUGAUCCUGUUCCACGAGACGCUGUACCAGAAAGCCGACGACGGCACCCCUCUGGUGGGUCUUCUGGAGAAGCGCGGUAUCAUCCCCGGCAUCAAGGUCGACAAGGGUGUCGUUCCGCUGUUCGGCUCUGAGGACGAGUGCACCACCCAGGGUCUCGAUGACUUGGCUCAGCGCUGCGCGCAAUACAAGAAGGACGGCUGCCACUUCGCCAAGUGGCGUUGCGUGCUGAAGAUCGGCCGUAACACGCCUUCCUACCAGGCUAUCCAGGAGAACGCCACUGUAUUGGCCCGCUACGCUUCCAUCUGCCAGAGCCAGCGCAUCGUGCCCAUUGUGGAGCCCGAGGUGUUGCCCGAUGGCGAGCACGAUCUGGACCGCGCGCAGAAGGUGACCGAGACCGUGCUGGCCGCCGUGUACAAGGCGCUCAGUGACCACCACGUCUACCUCGAGGGGACCCUCCUCAAGCCCAACAUGGUGACCGCCGGACAGUCCUGCAAGAAGACUUACACCGCCACCGACAUCGGCCGCGCCACCGUCACCGCUCUGCUCCGGACCGUGCCCGCUGCCGUUCCCGGCGUGACCUUCCUCUCCGGCGGGCAGUCCGAGGAGGAGGCGUCCGUGAACCUGAACGCCAUCAACACGGUGGAGCUGAAGCGGCCCUGGGCCCUCACCUUCAGCUACGGGCGCGCGCUGCAGGCCUCCGUGCUGCGCGCCUGGGGCGGCAAGCCGGAGAACGUGCUGCCCGGCCAGCAGGAGCUGCUCAGCCGCGCCAAGGCCAACGGACAGGCGUCUCAAGGCAAAUACGUGGCUGGAUCAGUUACAGGUGCGAGCGGCGAUGCCGGACUUUUCGUCGCCAACCACGCCUAUUAAAAAAAACUUAAAAAUAUACCAAUUACAACCGGCCUAUAAAAUACCGGUUUCAAAUAGAUUCAACGAUAGCUGAAUCCUUAUUCCAAUUGCCAUAGAGCGCAUGACAUUUUACUUUUACCGCCAUUUUGAAAAUGGCCGGCUUGGCGCGAAAAGUCAUUUUAAGCGUAAACUUAGUUAAGGUUACUCGAAUAAUUUAACCUGCUUCAUAAUGAGAUGUUGUCCUGUCGAGAAUAAGCUGUAGAUCACUUGUAUUAUCAAUUUGAGAUUAGUGUGUAGAUUCACCGUAUUAUUGGAAUUGCUUCAUUAUGUAGUUAAGUAAAAUGUCUCACGUUGUUAUGGGUAUAAAAUUUUAGAAAAAUUGAUGUUGAGAUUAUAUAGAAAAUUUGGUAUAACCAUCGAUUUAUUUAUAUACAGUGAUAUCAUUAUAAAUGUUACAGUUGGUAUUUAUUUAUGGAUUUAUACGUAUUUUAAUUUUGAUAAUAUCAAUUUUAGUUUGUAACGUAUUUUGAUAAUUUAAGAGUAAUAUAUUCUUGAUCAAU
Molecule: messenger RNA, 1800 nt
Organism: Cydia pomonella (codling moth)
Lineage: Eukaryota; Metazoa; Arthropoda; Insecta; Lepidoptera; Tortricidae
Gene: Ald1
Product: fructose-bisphosphate aldolase
Exons: 9
Coding region: 89-1261 (390 amino acids)
Biological process (GO): fructose 1,6-bisphosphate metabolic process; glycolytic process
Cellular component (GO): cytosol
Molecular function (GO): fructose-bisphosphate aldolase activity
Source: RefSeq, a predicted model, not a curated record